GUGGGGGUGGCAGCCUCGAAAAGACGAGCAGGACGGCGCUGCGUCUCUGUUGCCAAGCGAGGCGCUGGGGAUGCGAGAGAGAGAGAGAGAGAGAGAGAGAGACAGAUCGGGUUAUUUCAGGCAGUAGCGGACGGAGAACGCGGAAGACGCCCAGCUCGCUUCGGCCCGAAGAGGAAGGCCGAGCAAUCGAGGCUUUGCCGCUAGCCCGAGGCUUUGCAGCCAGACCCUGGAAAGGCGGUGCCCAGUCCGGCACUGGGAAGGCUGCGCUCCCGGGGCUUCUUGCGCUGAUGUUGGUUGCCUGGCUCGCUCUCAUGGGUGCUGGGCUGCUCAUUUAAGUUUCUCUUGAGUGGCGACUGGAAGAUUCUACUCUCAAGGCUCCACUUUCGACGUUUGCAAAGCCGGCUUCCCACUGUCUUGUUCCUCAUCACCUUCUCUGGCAUUGAGUGAUGUCCACGGCGGCCUUAAUCGGUCUGGUUCGGAAUAGAGGCCACCAGCUGCAGAGGGCCCUGCUUACAUCUUGUGCAAUUCUCAGCCCCAAGUGCCAGAUUUCCACCAACGACUGCAAGGCUUCGCGUUUCGAUCUGGAUGGGAGCGGCUGCCCCGCCACCUGGGAUUCCUUUGGGAUUUGGGACAACCGCCUGGACGAGCCCAUCUUGCUCCCACCCAGCAUCAAGUAUGGGAAGCUGAUUCCCAAGAUCAGCCUGUCAAACGUGGGCUGCGCCACCCACAUUGGGAAACGGAAGGAAAACGAGGACCGUUUCGAUUACGCCGAGCUGACGGAGGAGGUCCUGUAUUUUGCCAUUUUCGAUGGGCACGGCGGGGUGGCAGCAGCUGAUUUCUGCAACAAGUACAUGCGGAAAUAUAUUCGAGAAUUUCUCUCUGAGGAACGCAACAUGGAAUUAGUAUUGAUUAAAGCUUUUCUAGAAAUAGACAAAGCAUACAUGAAACACGCCCACUUAUCUGCAGAUGCUACCUUGCUGAAUACUGGGAGCACAGCAACGGUGGCCCUGCUGCGAGAUGGCAUUGAGCUGGUGGUAGCCAGUGUGGGCGAUAGCCGUGCGCUGCUAUGCCGCAAAGGAAAAGCCGAGAAACUGACCAUUGACCAUACUCCAGAACGGAAGGAUGAAAAGGAAAGAAUCAGGAAGUGUGGUGGCUUCGUCGCCUGGAACAGUUUGGGGCAACCCCAUGUGAACGGCAGACUUGCAAUGACCCGGAGUAUUGGAGAUUUGGAUCUUAAGAAUUGUGGUGUGAUUGCAGAACCUGAAACGAAACGGGUACAGUUGCAUCAUACAAGCGACAGCUUCUUGGUCCUGACCACAGAUGGCAUCAACUUUAUGGUAAACAGCCAGGAGAUCUGUGAUUUUGUUAACCAGUGCCAUGAUCCAACCGAAGCAGCUCACAUCAUUACUGAGCAGGCUAUGCAGUACGGGGCAGAAGAUAACAGCACCGCAAUCGUAGUGCCAUUUGGAGCAUGGGGCAAAUACAAAAACUCCGAGAUCAAUUUUUCCUUCAGCCGGGGUUUUGGUUCAAGUGGAAGAUGGGCAUGAGCAGCUUCUGCGCCAAGCUGCCGAACGUCUAAAGAUGUAGAUUGCAGAAAGGUUAAAAAAAACAACAACACUCCAUCUCCUCUACCCUUUCUGCUUGGGUAGCUAACUGCUGUUAACUAGACGUCACCUCUUAAGAAAUGUCUUUAUUACUUGCUUCUCUCAAACCAAGCAUUCUCACACCUUCGGUCCUUCCUCGUGGACUUCUUCUGCAGGGGCAAGAUGCGGAUAUUUUUGUGGCUGACUGCCAUUGUGGCAUCCCCUGAUUCUCCCGAUGCCCUUGAGAUGUUUUAGAGAGAUGAAGGAAUGGGGCAGAGGGAAGCAGACUGCACACAGCACUCCAGCUGGGGAAACCAAAGGACAAGAAAAGUAGCAUUUUAUCCCCUUCGCUGUUCCAUCCUGUGUAAAAGGAAACUCAAAGACUACUGUAGGAAAGGUGGAGAAUUGAGAGGUGGGUUUGUGGCUAGUUCACCAUCACUGUCAGAUGGGGGUUAGAAUGGUUCAACUCUAAAAAGCAGCAUUUUGGUCUCAGGACCGAUAAGCCUCAGGAUUGUGGAGUCCAGAGGCAGAGAGAGAACUGUGCACUACGGGUACUGAUGUCCCCUUUU
Thamnophis sirtalis is the source of this 2152-nucleotide messenger RNA. Lineage: Eukaryota; Metazoa; Chordata; Lepidosauria; Squamata; Natricidae. The record is from RefSeq and is a predicted model, not a curated record.